This is a messenger RNA of Oryza brachyantha (malo sina), 2078 nucleotides long. Its product is annotated as IRK-interacting protein-like. Bases 6 to 1967 code for a protein of 653 amino acids. The transcript is spliced from 2 exons. The record is from RefSeq and is a predicted model, not a curated record. NCBI's taxonomy places the organism in Eukaryota, Viridiplantae, Streptophyta, Magnoliopsida, Poales, Poaceae.
CAGACAUGCAUCGCCAACGGAAGGGACCGACAAGCAACAAACUGCAGCGAAGCAAAGCGCCACCACCACCUCCUCCCAAAAGCCCAGCGCACCACUUGACCCGCGCUUCUCGCGCCGCCGCCGUCGCCGUCGCCGUCGCCGUGUCCAUGGCGGGCGAGGCGACCACCACCGCCACCACCACCUCGUCGUCGUCGUCCACCCACCCGGCGCCACCCCCGGCGGCCGCGCUCCCGGCCACGCGGCGGGAAAUCCAGGCCGCCAUCGCCAAGGCCACCGAGCUGCGCGCGCUCCACGCCGCGCUCCUCCAGGGCCAGGGCGGCGGCGCCCCCAGCCGCAGCCCCGCCGCCGCGCUCAUCCGCUUCCCGCCGGCCGCCGCUUCGCCGGCGCUCUCCAAGGCCUCGGCGUCGGCGUCGGCGUCGGCCGCCGCUGUCGCCGAGGACUACCCCGUCUUCACUCCGACUUAUGAUGAAGAGCCACUUGGUGGAAUGAAUUAUAUUCGCCAAGACAACAGGAGCCUCUCUGAGAACUGGAGUGGGAUCGGUUUAGACCAUGAAGGUCAGGAGGAUGAGGUGGCUUUCUCAGAUUUUGACAAUCACAACACCUUCUCUUCAUCGAACAGUGAGCUUCACUUCUCUUCAUCAAAUGAGCAUCGGCGGAACAGAUUCGGAUGCAGAAACCACCCAUCCUUCCUUCAGCCUGCGCUCUCUGCUGACGGUUUCAUUAAAUCGGCUAGCAAGAGGACAGAUUUGGCAGAAUUUAAAGCUGUGACUACUUGCAACACUUGCAAGCCUGCAACAAUCAGUAGGCACCCUGAAGCUGAUGUCGAAGCUCUCAAGAACCUCAGCAGUAGAGUGCCGCAAUCAAACUACCAUCCCUCCAUAUGCUCAAGGCCAAGGCAAAAAGGGCCACAUAUUCUGUCAUGGCUCUUACCCAAGUCAAAGAGAAAAGUAAAGUCAGACAUGUCGCCAAACACCAUCGAAUGCGAGAACAUGUCACAGCUUCUCAAGGAAUGGGGGGUGUUCUCUCUAGAAUCUCUGAAAAAGGAGCUUGCUGAGGCCCAUGAACAUAGGGACGCUGCUCUUCAAGAAGCUGCAGAGAUGAAAUCAUCCUUAGGAGAACUGACUACAAAGCUAGUGAGCUUGGAAGAGUACUGCUCGGAACUGAAGAAGGCUUUAAAGCAAGCAACAAGCGCAAAGAACAUGAUAUCUCACUCAAAAAGGUCAGCCAGAUCGCUUGGAGUUAGUAGAGAUAAUUCUAUGCCCGUCAGUCAUGAAGUCAUGGUGGAAGGGUUCUUGCAGAUAGUAUCAGAGGCCCGCCUUUCCAUUAAACAAUUCUGCAAGGUACUAAUCCAACAAGUUGAUGAUGUUGACAAUGGGUUAUCAGAUAAGCUAAACUUGCUUCUGCAACCAUAUCAAGUAACGCUCACUGACAAGCACUCAAAAAUAGUACUGUAUCAUCUCGAAGCUCUCAUGAACCAAGUAAUGUAUCAAGAUUUUGAGAACUGCACGUUUCAGAAGAACGGUUCACCCAAGUGUCUCGACCCGAAGCAAGAACGCCAGGAGAGCUUUGCUUCAUUUGUCGCCCUGCGCAACUUGAGCUGGAAUGAAGUCUUGAAGAAGGGCACCAAGUACCACUGCGAGGAUUUCAGCCGUUUCUGCGAUCAGAAAAUGAGUUGCAUUGUCUCGAUGCUGAGCUGGUCAUGGCCGUGGGCUGAGCAGCUCCUGCAGUGCUUUUUCGUGGCUUCCAAGUGCAUCUGGUUGCUGCACUUACUGGCAUUCUCAUUCAGCCCACCUCUGAUGAUACUGCGGGUUGAGGAGAACAGGGCAUUCGAUCAGAUGUACAUGGAAGAUAUCCAUCUUGACAAGCAAAGGUCACAGAACCCAUGUGAAGUAAAGAUCAUGGUGACUCCCGGGUUCUAUGUCCAAGAUCGGGUGCUCAAAUGCAGGGUACUCUGCAGGUACAGCUAAAUCUUUGACACGAUGCUGAUUUAUCGUUUAGUUUCCUUUUGACCAAUUGAUGUUAGCUUAGUGGUAGCAUUUGUUCUGUUAAGUUGUAAAGCAUACAAGAAUGUCAGGAUA